AUGUCUUCCGCCGAUGCGCCCCCCAACGCCAGGCGGUCCUCACAGGCCUUCGCUGCAGCCAGACGCGACGAUGAUUUGACCAGCUCGCUGCAACACCUCUCCAUUUCCGCCAACGAUGCCUCUGCGACACAAGACGCAAAGCCCCCACGGCUGAGCAAGUCAUCGACGCCCCUCCAGCCACCACCUCGCCGCUCCUCCUCACAAGCUCGAGCCCCUUCCCGAAGCCCUUCCAGCGGUCCUCGUUCUCGCGCUGGCUCACCGGGUCUCCAUCGCAAAGCAUCCAUGAACUCGCUACGCUCCACUAAUGGCGGCGAGGGUCCUCAAAUUACACUUCGAAGGUCAAGUUCGAGCCAGAAUCUAUCUCCAACAUCCAAGUCCUUCGCAGUACCAGUGCGACCGCCCGUCACAGCUGGCAGCGUUGCAAGGGACUGUCUCCAGGCUGAAAUCGAGGCAUUCCAUGGGGAUUCGACGUCCUUGUCCACCGAAACGGUGGUCAUUCUCAACGAUGCUGUCUAUGGCCACCGCUUUUCCCGACCGCCGAAGCUGCACGAGGGUGAUCUGUAUCUAUGCGCAGAAUCACUGGAUGCGAUAGAAGGUGCGCUCGGUGCUGUCUGCGAGGGUAUCGAUGCCGUCUUUGGCCCUGGACCCAACAGAGCCUUUGUUGGCGUGCGACCGCCGGGCCACCAUUGCUCAGCUGCUCACCCGUCCGGGUUCUGCUGGGUGAACAACGUUCACGUUGGUAUCAUGCAUGCUGCCAUGAACCACGGCCUGACGCAUGCGGCCAUGAUCGACUUUGACUUGCAUCAUGGCGACGGCUCGCAGGCCAUUACGUGGGCGCACAAUGCUCGCGCAAAUACUGCUACGAAGAAUGCUGUGGCCUGGAAGAAGACCUCGAUUGGGUACUUUAGUCUGCACGAUAUCAACUCCUAUCCCUGCGAGGGUGGCGACGAGAACAAGGUCAAGAAUGCAAGUCUUUGCAUUGACAAUGCACACGGCCAGUCUAUUUGGAAUGUCCACCUGCAGCCGUGGGGUUCAGAAGAGGAGUUCUGGGAGCUGUACGAAUCCAAGUAUGCGGUCAUCCUGGAGAAGACACGCAACUAUCUGAAGCAUCAGGCAGAGAGAUUGAGGAGCCUGGGCCAAGCACCCAAGGCUGUCAUCUUCAUUUCUGCUGGGUUCGAUGCCAGUGAAUGGGAGAGCGCGGGCAUGCAGCGCCAUGCGGUCAAUGUGCCUACUGCAUUUUACGCUCGUAUAUCGCAAGACAUGGUAAAAUUGGCGGGUGAAGAAGGCUUGGGCGUUGAUGGUCGCGUCGUCAGUGUGCUCGAGGGUGGCUACAGUGACAGGGCGCUGUUCUCGGGAACGUGCAGUCAUCUCUGCGGACUCGCUGAUGGCCUAAGCACGAAGCCUCCACCGCCUGGCGUAGACGGCCUGGGCACGGAGAUGGGCAGGAAGAUUAGGACAGUGGCCGAAGAAGGACAGCCCGAGCCGAUGUUGGGCGCGGCAGAUACGUUCGAUCCCUCAUGGUGGUCUAGUUCAGAGCUGGACAAGUUGGAGGCGGUGAUGGCGAAUCCGGCCGGAGAACCAAAGAAACCGCGCCAGUCUGGCACGCCAACCUACCACUCGCCCACACAGGCAUCAACAGCAAAGGUCACAGAUCCCAUCAAAAUGCGCCGCAGUCUCUCUGGACUCUCCGGUGCCUCCAAGGCUAUGGCUCGCCCGCCGUCGCCACCCCCUCCCGAGGUCCCAUGGACCGUUGCUGCCGUGGAGCUGUCCAAGCUGCUGAUUCCCUCUGAUCGCCAGGUAGAUAGCUGCCAGGCCGAGGAUUUGAACGCGGAGGCAACACGGGUCCGCCAAGCCAAACAGCACUCGCUGGCCGGGACCACGCCCAUGACCACCCCUGAGCGACCGUCCUCCAAAAUGUCUUUGCGAGGCAGGAGGCCAAAGCCUGCCGCGCUCGCUGAGGAGAGCGCGGUGGACAGGCGUAAAACUAUGGGCGCCGCAACCGCCACGCCUGUCAAGGGCACACCACGAGGAAAGCAGGGGGUGCCGAAGGCGCCUCAGUCCGCCAGACGUAGUACCAGGCGAACUAGUGGCGCCUCCGCCCUUGUCACGCCCACUGAAGAAGCGCCUCCGCUGCCUGCGAUCGAGCAGGGCCAACCUGGCCCUGUCGAGACGGCACGCCCAGACCUAGCCACUGCCGGAAGGUCUAUGAGUACUGGCACUCUGCCGGUCAAGAAGACUAGGCCGAUGGCAUCUGCUCGCAAAGAGCCCAAGACCGCGCGCGCCCCGAAGACGACAGGUGCGUCUUCCAGCUCCCAGGGAGAGUCGUCGCGUGCUGUCGAUGAUGCGCUGGACAACAUUACUACUGGCAUGAAAAAGAUCAAGAUCAACCUCAUCACGAAAGCGCAGAGGGAGGCCAAGGAGAAGGAGAAAGACAAGGCACAGGCGCAGGCUGCCUCCAGUGCCGCAGCUACCCCUUCUGAAUCAAGGUCGAUGCGCUCAGGACGCUCGACGCCCCUCCUAUCGCCAACAUUGGAGGUUCAGGGGGCUAUUCGAGCGACUGAGUCGAGCGAGGACCAUCCUGUCAAGGCUGAGAAGCCUCCAACGCCGGCGAUUGUCACCAAUGCCCCGGAUGAGGACGUUCAGCCCAAGGUAGAAGAAUGUCUAGCUGCAAACACACCGGACGUUUUCAUCCCUUACCAGCCCGAGGGCCCAGCCCCCGAACCUGCGGCCGCCUCCUCCGAGCCCUUGCAAUGGCUUCCACCAAACGCCAACACGCCCGCGUUUACGCCCUCUCCUGCGAAGCGCAGCAACAAUCUCUUUCACUAUACCCCAGGCAGUAUCCCGUUUGCGCCUCGCCCAGCAUCGCCCGUCAAAGCAGAUCUGCCACCCCCCAAGGAAGAAGACGAGCCGGCCAAGCCUUGA
Molecule: messenger RNA, 2922 nt
Organism: Emericellopsis cladophorae
Lineage: Eukaryota; Fungi; Ascomycota; Sordariomycetes; Hypocreales; Bionectriaceae
Product: Histone deacetylase-like protein
Exons: 2
Coding region: 1-2922 (973 amino acids)
Cellular component (GO): nucleus
Molecular function (GO): histone deacetylase activity
Source: RefSeq, a predicted model, not a curated record